Molecule: messenger RNA, 2859 nt
Organism: Medicago truncatula (barrel medic)
Lineage: Eukaryota; Viridiplantae; Streptophyta; Magnoliopsida; Fabales; Fabaceae
Product: potassium transporter 2
Exons: 10
Coding region: 300-2684 (794 amino acids)
Biological process (GO): potassium ion transmembrane transport
Cellular component (GO): plasma membrane
Molecular function (GO): potassium ion transmembrane transporter activity
Source: RefSeq, a predicted model, not a curated record
UAUGUUACGUGAACUUGAUAUGAUUUUAUAAAUAAAUAAAUAAAUAAAAGUGUUACAUGGAGAAUACUACUACUGUUCAUAUGGUUUAUCUUGUUUGCUCCUUAAAUUAUGGGAAAAGAAAUAAUGUGUGCCCACUUUUCAAGAUUUGACAGAGAUAUGGAAGCCAUGUGAUAUACAGGAAACAGACAGGAUCAUUAUUGAGUGGCUGUAAUUGUUUGGUUAAAGAUUUCCUCACUCUUUGAGGUUCUUGUUGCUAAGUUGAGUUCAGAUCUGUUACACUUUCUUUCAAUACAAAACAAAUGGAUCUUGAACCUGGGAGGAAGUGUUGGGAUACUUCAAAGAGAGGUGAUUGGAAGACUAUUCUGCUAUUGGCUUAUCAAAGUCUUGGUGUUGUAUAUGGAGACUUGAGUAUUUCUCCAUUGUAUGUUUUCACAAGCACUUUUGCUGAAGAUAUUGAACAUUCAGAGACUAAUGAAGAGAUUUAUGGCACACUUUCUUUUGUUUUCUGGACUCUUACAUUGAUUCCACUCUUCAAAUAUGUGUUUGUUGUUCUUAGAGCUGAUGAUAAUGGGGAAGGUGGUACUUUUGCUCUUUAUUCAUUGAUUUGUAGGCAUGCAAAAGUGAGUCUUUUACCAAAUAGACAGCAUGCUGAUGAAGCACUUUCUUCAUAUAAGAUGGAAGAGCCUCCAGAGAAAGAAUAUUCUAAAUUUAAGAUGCUGCUUGAGAAGUAUAAGACUUUGCAUACUGCUCUUCUGAUUGUGGUUCUUCUUGGUACUUGUAUGGUAAUUGGGGAUGGAGUGCUUACCCCAGCCAUUUCUGUUUUCUCAGCAGUAUCUGGUCUUGAGGUAUCCAUCAUGUCCAAGAAACACCACCAGUAUGCUGUGAUUCCUAUCACUUGCUUCAUACUGGUGUGUUUGUUUGCACUUCAACACUAUGGUACACAUAAGGUUGGGUUCUUUUUUGCUCCAAUUGUGCUGACAUGGCUACUGUGCAUUAGCACACUUGGCGUAUAUAAUAUAUUCAAAUGGAAUCCGCAUGUAUAUAAAGCUCUUUCGCCGUAUUAUAUGUUCAAGUUCUUGAAAAAGACAAGGAUAAGUGGAUGGCUGUCUUUGGGUGGAAUAUUACUUUGUAUAACAGGCUCAGAAGCUAUGUUUGCUGAUCUUGGCCAUUUCAAUUAUAUGGCCAUUCAGAUUGCAUUCACCUUUCUGGUAUAUCCUGCACUUAUAUUGGCAUAUAUGGGUCAAGCUGCGUACUUGUCACAACAUCACAAUGCUGAUCUACGAAUCAGCUACUACGUCUCCGUUCCAGAAAGCGUGAGAUGGCCGGUGCUUAUCUUAGCUAUUCUAGCUUCUGUUGUGGGGAGCCAAGCAAUCAUCAGUGGAACAUUUUCGAUCAUAAAUCAGAGCCAGUCUCUUGGCUGUUUCCCAAGAGUUAAGGUUGUUCAUACAUCAGAAAAGAUACAUGGUCAGGUUUACAUCCCAGAAAUUAAUUGGAUGCUCAUGAUUCUAUGUAUCGCUGUCACCAUUGGAUUUAGAGACACAAAACACCUGGGAAAUGCAUCAGGGUUAGCAGUGAUGACCGUGAUGUUGGUAACAACAUGCCUAACUUCUUUGGUGAUAGUAGUUUGUUGGCAUAAACCACCAAUUUUAGCUCUUUUUUUCCUUUUGUUUUUUGGAUCUGUUGAACUGCUAUACUUUUCAGCUUCACUGACAAAGUUUCGCGAGGGUGCUUGGCUGCCAAUCCUCCUUGCCCUCUUCCUAAUGAUUAUAAUGCUCAUUUGGCACUAUGCAACAAUCAAGAAAUAUGAAUAUGACCUUCACAAUAAGGUUUCACUAGAAUGGCUUCUAGCUUUAGGUCCAAGCUUAGGAAUUGCUAGGGUCCCUGGAAUAGGCCUUGUGUUCACUGAUCUCACUACCGGCAUCCCAGCGAACUUCUCCCGCUUUGUCACCAACCUCCCUGCAUAUCACCGUGUCCUAGUUUUCGUAUGUGUAAAAUCAGUACCUGUUCCUCAUGUAACCCCUGAAGAGAGGUACCUUGUAGGCCGCGUAGGACCUGCUACUCAUCGAUCUUAUAGGUGUAUAGUAAGAUAUGGAUACCGCGACGUUCAUCAAGAUGUUGAUUCCUUUGAAACCGAACUAGUAAAAAAGUUGUCUGAUUUUAUCCAAUACGAUUGGUAUCGAACUCGUGGGAAUAGUAUGAGCAUCGAGGAUGAUGGUUCACACUCGAACGAAUCAUCUAGCUACAGAUUAACUGUGAUUGGAACAACUAGCUUUUGCAGCCAACAAGGAUAUGAGAGUCAGCAGAGUGUGCAGCCAGGUAGCGUGUCUGUAGGAUUUCCAUCUGUGCAAAGCUUAACAGAUGUUAUUGAGAUGGAACCGAUGGAUGCUGCGCCCGAAAGACGAGUCAGGUUUGCUGUUGAUGAUGAUCAUGAAAGUGAGACAAGGUCUGAGGUUGGUGUACAAAUGCAGGAAGAGCUUGAAGAUCUUUAUGCUGCUCAAGAAGCUGGUAUUGCUUUCAUACUUGGACAUUCUUAUAUGAAAACAAAGCAAGGUUCAUCAUUUAUUAAGAAGCUGGCACUUAACUAUGGAUACAAUUUCUUGAGAAGGAAUUGUAGAGGGCCUGACGUGUCACUUAAGGUUCCCCCAGUUUCUCUAUUGGAGGUUGGCAUGGUUUAUAUUGUGUAGAAAAACUAACAUGUAAUUAGCUUUCAUUUUUGGUAUUGUGUUUUUGCAUGUAGAGUUUUAUUAUAAUUACAUACAGGCUUUAAUGGCAGAGCAAUGUGCAGCUUACAAAGACCUUUGUUAAUGGGACUGUAUGACAAUUAAUUAUAAUAUCUAUAUGAGGAUUGUUAGCAAGAAA